Lepus europaeus (European hare) is the source of this 114-nucleotide messenger RNA. Its product is annotated as dolichyl-diphosphooligosaccharide--protein glycosyltransferase subunit 4-like. The record is from RefSeq and is a predicted model, not a curated record. Lineage: Eukaryota; Metazoa; Chordata; Mammalia; Lagomorpha; Leporidae. The coding region runs from base 1 to 114 and encodes 37 amino acids. The transcript has a single exon.
AUGACCAUGGACAUUCAGCCCUCCAUCUUCGCCAACAUGCUGGGCGUGUCACUCAUCUUGCUUGAUGUUCUCUAUCACUACGUGGUCCUCAACAAUUUUAAGAAGCAAGAAUGA